Molecule: messenger RNA, 3119 nt
Organism: Mytilus trossulus (common blue mussel)
Lineage: Eukaryota; Metazoa; Mollusca; Bivalvia; Mytilida; Mytilidae
Product: sulfide:quinone oxidoreductase, mitochondrial-like
Exons: 10
Coding region: 127-1479 (450 amino acids)
Cellular component (GO): mitochondrion
Molecular function (GO): FAD binding; sulfide:quinone oxidoreductase activity
Source: RefSeq, a predicted model, not a curated record
UUCAACAACUUCCUGUUUGAAUCAAAACAAAUAUUUGAGGUUUCAAGGCCAUAUUUUCUGAUAGUGCGCACGAUUGUUCAACGUGUUGACAUCACUUAAGUUGCUAAAAUCUUGAACGUAUAAACAAUGAAGAGCAUGAAAUUGCUAGCGAUACUUCCAGGGAAUUGUAUUCAAAGCCUAUCAAAGAACUUUUCCACAGGACCGGCGUCCUUGCAGCGACACUUUAAAAUUCUUGUUGUUGGUGCCGGCGCCGGUGGAUGUUCCGUUGCAAACAAAUUUGCGCAUCACGUUGGUGGUGAGAAAGUUGGAGUUAUUGAACCUAAUGAUGAGCAUUACUACCAACCAAUGUGGACACUUGUUGGGGGUGGUGUCAAGAAGUUACAAGAUUCUGUACAGAAGAUGUCUAAGUUACUACCGAAAAAAGGAACGUGGAUGAAAACAAAAGCAGUGGCCUUUGACCCCGAAAAAUGUACAGUAACUACAGCAGAGGGCGAAGAGGUUAAAUAUGAAUAUCUUAUAGUAGCAACAGGCUUACAGCUGAAUUACAACAAGAUUAAAGGUCUACCAGAAGCUUUUGACACUGACCCUACAGUGUGCUCUAACUAUGAUUAUAACUACGUACAGAAAACAUGGCCAGCCAUUCAGAACUUUAAAGGAGGCAAUGCUAUCUUUACUUUCCCUAACACACCUAUAAAAUGUGCAGGAGCACCACAAAAAAUAAUGUAUUUAGCUGAAGACUGGUGGAGAAAGAAUGGUAUGAGAGAAAAAGCCAAUGUUAUAUUUAAUAGCUCAUUGGGUGUGAUCUUUGGUGUAAAGAAAUAUGCCAACAGUUUAAAUAAAGUGAUAGAAAGUCGAGGUAUGAAAGUUAACUACAAGCGAAAUUUAAUAGAAGUCCGUCCAGAAACAAGGGAAGCUAUUUUCCAAAACUUAGACAGUCCAACAGGAGAAACAGAAACAUUUAAGUAUGAAUUUCUCCAUGUGACUCCACCGAUGUCCACACCUGAUGUAGUGAGAGAUAGUCCACUGGUAGAUGCCGCUGGUUUUGUGGAUGUUGAUAAAAACACGUUACAACAUAAGAAAUACUCCAAUAUAUUUGGUAUUGGUGAUUGCACCAACGCUCCUACCUCAAAGACUGCUGCUGCAGCAGCUGCACAGUGUGGGAUUCUAGAGACAAAUCUACGAGCUGUGAUGGCCAACAAACCAAUGACUGCACAGUAUGAUGGCUACACAUCCUGUCCAUUAAUCACAGCAAGAGGUAAAUGUAUUCUAGCUGAGUUUGAUUUUGACGGUAACCCCCUGGAAACCUUCCCAAUAAACCAGGGGAAGGAGAGGAUGACCAUGUAUCAUAUGAAGAAAGAUGUAAUGCCUCAGAUCUACUGGCAUAUGAUGAUGAAUGGGCAUUGGAAUGGGCCUGGUGUUUAUAGAAAGUUAAUGCACUUGGGAAUGGAUGGUCCAGAAAAACAGGCAGCCUCUGCUUAGGAUGGAAGAGACUAUAUGACGUUUGGAGAAGAAUUUUGAGAAAAACAAUCAAGUUUAUUCUUCUGUGAUUAAAUACAGAUUGAUACAAACACUUUGAAGUGAUUUUAAGCAUAUUUUAUCAUUGAAAAUAACAAAUGUUGAUAUCAUUUUGAACAAUAAAAUAUAUUAAAAAAAAGCUCCAUCACUUUGGAGUGAUGAGUGCUUACUAAACCAAAAUCACAAAAGUUGUAUUUUUGUAUUUAAUGAUAUUGAUGUUCUUUUAUUGUUGAAUUAGAGAAAGUUUUCUUACUUUAUGUCCCAAAAAUAGAUUCGCUUGAAUCCUACCUCCUGUUUAAAAGGUUAGGGUAGCUUUUUUAAGAACUAUUUUGUAUACACUACUACCUGACUACCUGUUUGGAACAUUUCUAAACUUUAAAUAUCUGUUAAAAUGUGUUAGAGUAGUCAUGAAUAUUUAGUAAAGUUUAGGAGACAGGAAAAGAAACUAUUUUUAUUAGCUUUAAAAAGAAAUGCAGGCCAGUUUUAUAAAUUGUGUUACACCUUAUUAUUGUUUUGUAUAAUGAUUAGAGUGUUAUGAAUUUACAGUAUUUAAGAUUGAUUGAGUAGAAUGUUUAUAAAGUUUUUUUUACAGAAAAACUACACACUGCAGGUUUAUAUAUAAUUAUUUUGUAUGUUUUGUCUUUUUGUAUAGGACUAUAUUAAAGUGUAAAUAUUCUACUUUUAAACAAAUGUUAAAACUGCAGUAAAAUGUAAAUUGAACUAGUUUGAAAGUCUAUGUAUAUUAAGUAUUGUCUAACCAGAUUUUUGUCAAGCUGAAUAAUCUGUUAUUGUGAUUAGGAAUUAUCGAUGUUUGUAAGAUUUACAUGGAUUUGUUUUGAACAAGUCAUCCUGAGCUGAAAUAUUAAGGAGAUACUCUGAUUUUCAUAACCAUCAAUUUUCAUGGAUUAAGGAAAAUUUACAUUUUCAUGGAUAUUUAUUUCAUGAUUUUGCUAAUGUGUGCAAACAAACCCUAUAGUAAAUUUGUUGAACAUUAAAGGGGGUCUCAUUGGGGGGUUCCGAUCCCGGAUCCCACUUACUAUUUUGUCAGAUUCCUGUAUCCCGCUUACACUUUGUACGUAAGCAAUUCUCAUUUUUUUGUCAUUUCCAGGGUCCCGCUAGACCUCAUUUCCCGUUUUCAAGACACAAUAAUUUGACUUUCAUGCAUCACGCUUUGCUUGUACCCACAAAUCCCAUGAAAAUUAGCAUCCAAUGAACAAUGAUCAUGAUACUGUGAUUUUCUCACAUUCCCACAUUCCUAAAGAUUUUGCCCACUUUUUGCUUAUCUGAAAACCCCCUCAGGUUCCUCAAUUAAAUGAAUUUUUGUUUCACAAUUUUUUCCUGCAUCAGGAAGUUAAUUAAAAAUUUGUUUUAUCAAAGGUUGUCAACAUUAAAAAACAAAAUAUAUUAAUUAAUUAAACUUUUAAUUGUUGCAUGCAAUUUGUUGUGUGUUUGAUUUGUUUUAACAGCACAAUUUCAAAGUUUUUACCCAAUGAGUUAUUUCAAUUAAUACACUUCUUCCAAAGUCAUGAAAAUGCGUUUAUUUUGUUUUUGUUUAGUUCAUGUUGGUUAUUUAUUAAAGACAACAUGCUUGUUAUUUGUUAAGU